CUCCGAGUAUGUCGUCCAGAUAGUAAGGUGGAAAGGAAUCUAUGCAGUGUUUAGAACAUUUCCAGUCCAUAGCGACAAAUAUGGAGGGAUAUUUUCGGCCUGUGAUGUCCCCUUUUGUCAUUGGAAUGCUGCUUUUCACAACAGUUUUGACCCAAGAUCCCUGUUUAAUACAGAACCCCGAUGCCGUGCCAGAUCUGGAACUGAGAGGACCCAACACCGUCAACAUUGGUUUAGAGGAUUUAUUCUCUACAAACACUGAUUGGUACAGUGGUACCAGUAACUACGAUAUGGUCACCACCUACGAUCCGGCAGAACAACAUCCAGUGGACAAGUGUGGCUCCCUGUUUCCUGUUAUGAUCGUAGGUCCGAAUUCUACCAUACCUGACAACAAUACACAGCAGGUUGUAACGGUUAGGUAUUACAACGUGGCGUCUAUGACCUGGGACACAACCGAUAUCCAGGUCAAAGACUGUGGUAGCUACCGAAUGUACCAACUGAAGUCGAUACCAAUGGGGACAUACUGCUUCGCAACCAACGCGAACGCAGACCUAUGUGUUCGGAACGACAUUCCGGAGGUACAGGACAUUUUGGACCGCAUUCCUAUCAUCGAUGCAGCAUUCAUUGACGACAGUAACUUGACAACAGGCUGGUACAAAAGUUCCCUACUAGAUAUAUCUCAGCCAUUCCUUGUUGACAACCAAACCUUCUAUCACUGUGGCGGAUCACAACCAAUAUAUGCCGAAAGUCCAUUACCAGCUGACGACGGGAUGGUGCACGAUAUGAAUUUGACUGUUUUCAAUAUAAGUGGAGGUGAUCACUCAAACGUCGAGAUCCAAGUGAGGAAUUGUGGAGGGUUUCGGCUCUACCACCUCUCGGCCAUGGUACCCAGCGGUGCGUCCUACUGCUUCGAUGUUCCCCAUUCAACGGAUGAAGCUGCGCCGGGAUAUCAACCACAAGUGGCGAUUGACAUCUACCAUGAGUGCGUGAAUGGCACAGAAAGGAUAAAUGCGGUGUGUGAGUUUGAACCCGAGGCUGUAAACGACACGUACUUUUACCUGAUCACGUGGUACGUCUCCGGUACACCCCUCCAAUAUACGCAGCAGAUUACCGCAGACGAAAGAGAGAUGGCUAUAUUAACGGAUCAAGAUCUCGUCAAUCAGGGAUUCUACCGAGAAGUUGAGCUGUCGUGUGGAGUUGCUGUCCGAUCAACAGCGACGGGAAUUGUUGGAGAAUUUUUCACAAGUAGCAAAGUCUUCUUCGGACUAAAGACAAAUGAAACAUCAAUUGAGAUUGAGCCCGGAGAAUUCCACGAUGUUGUCAUUUUCGUCAACACUCCUAUCUCUUGCGCAUGUGGAGAAGAGUUCUGCAAUAUAAAGCUGUUUGUGGACGAUUUUAGUGUCCCAAAUACGCCGGUGAACCGCAAUGAGGAUAUGGCUUUCAUCGUAACAGAGGGUAUUGAAGAUGGUGAAGGCGGCUUCGUAUCCGGAGUUAUCGUAGAAGGUCAGGGCAGUACCCCUCUGCGAAGACGCCGAAGUUUCAGCCCAAGUGACGGACCAACUCGUCUUGGCAUUAAAAUAAAGCACAUGUUCCCGUACCGAACAAAGAAUUACAUAACCAGAGAGAGAAUACCUCUGAUGUUGCGGAUGAACACUAAUAGAAACGCAUUUUGGCCCGACGGAAUUUUCGGUUGCAUUGAUGUCCGGGUACGUGACCGGCCUGAACGAAUUCACUGGAGGAAGAAGGAAUGCCACGCUGUCUGUGACCCACACAUGCUUUCGUUUGACGGCAGGAAAUACGAGUCACAGGAUGAGGGAGAAUUUUUGAUGUAUAAGUAUUGUCCCGAAUAUUUCCCGCAUUGGUAUCCUAAUUCAAACGUCAACCUUAAGGUUCAUUUAAAGACAGUUUCAUGUCGGGGCGACGGCAACAUUCCGUUUUGUCCCUGUGGAGUAGCCGUGAUGGCUGGCCAUGAUAUCUACGUGGUAGACACAUGUGGUGAUACCCGCUACCAAGGCUUCACCCGCUGUGAGGAUCACAUACUCCAUGUAGAAGCAACCGACACCCUAGUCAAAAUAUGGCUACCCCAUGGAACUCGUGUGGAAGCAAGAAAGACUGGAGGAAAGAGUUCAUUUCAACUGUGGAAUGUGUGGAUAUAUCCGUCUAUACAUGACAUCCACAGCAGCUGUGGUUUGUGUGGAUCUUUAGACGACAACUGUGGCAAUGAUUGUGAUGUGUUUAAUGGCCAGACAUACCAAAGUCCUUAUGGAGACGACUGUAGCUCACACGGACUCGUCAGAGAAUUUACGGAAAAGUUUCGAGUAGCAGAGGCACAGACACUUUUCACGCCAUUAAAAUACGAUAACAUUGUCUACAUCAAUCCAGCCCCCUUUAGACCAGAUAGUUCAAGUUACUGUUUCUGUGGACACCGACAGUGGCCCGGAGAUCCAGUCUCGUGCUCGUGUCAGCAGACACAUUGGUGGGGUGACGUCAGAGAUACGAAAUGCGACGAAUUCUUAGAGAUACCGCCAAAUCCGUUACCUUCUGUCAAACAACUUUUCGUUGGUGGAACCGGAGUAGUUGUUCCCGACCCGGCGACACAAAUUGAGUGUGACACUAUGAUGGCCGAACUGAGGGAAACAUUUCUUAGUUGCCGUGCAUUUGCAGAACAACUCCAAAACUGCAGGGCAGAUCUUAAAUUAGACCCGAAUGCAGGCACUGACUGGAUAGAAAACUCCAGACAAAUCCUGGAAGCCUCAUGUCAAACAGAGAACGCAGCAGAACGUGAGCCGGUGCUGGCCAUUACGAACUUAUGUCCGUUAGGCUGCGGUGACAAUGGGCGAUGUGUGGAAGGGGAAUGCGAGUGCAAUCCAGGAUUCGGAAACUCCCGUUGUGACACAGCGAUAACAGACCAAGUGGAAGUACUUGGUGUACGAGAUAAUUUGUGUAACAGAAGGCGUCUCCCGUGUAGAAGCUUCACCAUUAAACCAAGGUCAAGGGCAUUCGUCCCCGAGUUUGCCUACACAGCAAGCAUCGAUGUUAGAUCAAUAACGCCGAGUGGCAGCAGAUCUGUUUUUGGCAGUGGAAUAAAUAGACAAUGUACUGUGAAGAAUUUUAUGUGUCUUAGUGUAGACAUGCCGCUGAUUAAGCCUUCGCCGUACCAGUAUUAUCGAUAUGGUACCAGAUCUAAACGAUCAACAACCAACGAGAUAGACAAUGGUAUCGAAAUGGAAGACAGUGACGGGAGACAAAGGAGGCAAGCUGAAUCGAAAUCAUUUGUAGAAGGCCAAGAAUCAUUCGUCAUGGAGUAUGUGAUCACCAUAACUACGGACAAUGUGACCUACAGUGACCCCGUCAGCGCAUUUAGUUUUGACGCCACCUGUGUAGGGUAUGUGGAUAACGGUGGUGGUGACGUCACGUUCUUCAUCAAGCCUUCGUUCUGUUUCCUGGACUUUGAGUGUGUGCCUAAUGGAACAUAUCACAUUACUGACUGGUGUAGGUUUUGUCACACUGAUCGCAACCCGACAGACUGGACAGUAGAUCUCGACCAAGCAGAGUGUAUUGAGGUCAAACUCAGUAAACUGCCAGAUCCUGUCGAACAGCCACUGAGUAUAGCGGUCAUAGCUUGCAUUUCAGCAGCUGUAUUGGUCGUACUCAUUGUGGUGGCCGUCUUCAUUCUAUACCGCAUUUACCGCAAGACCAUACCAAAGAAUGCAACUUUUGCACAAAUCGGACAUGCACUUGGACAAAAGAAUCCCCACUUCCAGCCAAAGGAGUUCCUACCCGAGAAAAAGAAACACAUUAUCUGAAGAUGUCCUGACCUUUCAUUUAUCUAUCAUAUGUAUCUACCAACUAUGCCAGACAGCUACGAAUAUGAUAUGUCUUUCUAUGGUAAGAAAAUAGUCUUAAACCAAACAAAGUAUGUUAAAAUCAUCACUAUAUAAACAAAAAAACCCCAAAACAUCCGUCAUAUUUAACAAAAUAUGACCAUGUUUGUUCAAGAACUCGACAUCUGUUAGAUAUGAAGUGUGACGUCUUCUUACAGGUUUCCUUUGAAACCUUUAAGCAACUGUUUUGUAAAUGUUAAUAUCUUCUCUUCCCUUUUCAAAGAGGGAUGAAAAGAAAAUACUUUUAAGUUUAUUUUUUUCUUAAAAAAAAUUCUUGUAUUCUUUUUAUUAUCAAUUUUUGGCUUCUAACACAGAAAACAUACCCUAUGGCCAGAUUGGUUGAAAAGAUUUCCUUUUUUUUUCAAAGCAAACAACACUCGUGUCUAUGUAAAAUGUGUGAAUUCCUAUUUGCAUUGACCAAAUAACAACAUACUAAUAAUUCUUUUUAUUAUCAAUUUUUGGCUUCUAACACAGAAAACAUACCCUAUAGCCAGAUUGGUUGAAAAGAUUUCUUUUUUUUUUCUAAGCAAACAACACUCGUGUCUAUGUAAAAUGUGUGAAUUCCUAUUUGCAUUGACCAAAUAACAACAUACUAAUAAGUUUUUUAAUCAAUAGCAGCGUGUUUUCAAAUGGUACACACACAUUGAAAUUAAAGUCAAUUCUUUUUUAACAUAUGGAGACGGAUGUGAAAUAAUGCGGAUGUAUUAAUUGAUAUAAUUAUUAAUCAAGAAUCAUGAAAAUAUAUAUAUAUGUAUAUUCGGAUAAUUUUAUCAUUCUGUUGUGUAUUUAUAUAGAAAUACGAUAGUCGUCGUUAAUUUUUGUUAGUUGUUCAUUCGUUGUAUAAAUGUGUUGUUUUGUUACGUAACUUGCGAUUCUAUUCCAACCAACAAUGAUCGAUUUUUUUUAUUUUUUUAAAAUUUAUUUCGAAACGAAAAAAUAUAUAUAUGGAUUUGGUUUAAAAACCUCUUUUAUCAAUUAGAACUUGUUUUUAUCACCAAAAACGGCUGUUGCAUUUAAUAGUAAUCAUUACGUUUUGAAUGACAAUUGAUUUUAAUUUCUAAAUUAUCGGUAUACUUUUAUGGUUCAAUAAUCAAUAUUCAAGAAGCAUGUGUAAUUCCUUGUAAUGGUUUGGAGCUAUUCAGUUGGUAUGUUUAGGUUGACCUCAUACGUAAGUUUGUAAUACGCUAUGUAAAGCAAUAUUAAUUUGCCUUAUGACUGCUUCGCUCAUAAACAUUAUCUGUUUCUGUAAUGUUGUAUAGAUAACAUAUUAUGUUUAACAUAUUUAUUUGUAUUUAUGUAAUAAAAUAUAAUAUAGUUGUAAACUCCUACCUGUUUAAAAAGUAUCAAAGAACGUUGUGAAUUUAUGAUUUGUGCUCCAUUGUUGGUUAUUUUAUAGAAUACGUAAUAACUUUCAUAAAUAUAUAUAUUUUCUUUCUUUGCGUUUAAUUGCGUUUAAUUAGUAAUACAUGUAGUU
Messenger RNA from Mizuhopecten yessoensis (Yesso scallop), 5355 nucleotides. RefSeq lists its product as uncharacterized. Lineage: Eukaryota; Metazoa; Mollusca; Bivalvia; Pectinida; Pectinidae. The transcript has 24 exons. The record is from RefSeq and is a predicted model, not a curated record. Bases 42 to 3803 code for a protein of 1253 amino acids.